AUGUGGCCAUUCACAGCCAGCUACCCAUCCCGGCCUUUAGGGGUGUUGAAGUCGCAGUACGACUACAUCGUCGUGGGCGGGGGGACAGCUGGCUGUGUCCUCGCACGCAGGCUAAGUGAGGACCAGCCUCAGUGUACAGUCCUACUGGUCGAAAGAGGUGAUGCAUCCAACAUCUUCCUUGACACGAACCCUCUGUUGUCCAUGCACCAAUUGUCAGGAGGACGACGGAGCACGGUCAUUCUAAGUGCACCCCACGCGCAGCUGGGACGGUCCUUUCCCCUCGUGUGCGGAGUAGGCUUGGGCGGAACAUCGCGCGUCAAUGGCGACCAGUACACUUGCGGGGUUCCCGCUCAGUACAACGCAUGGAGCGACCAAGGCCGGGUCGGGUGGUCGUAUGACGAGAUCAAGCCGUACUUCCUCAAAUCCGAGCGGUGGUCGGGGCCGGUACCUGAGGAAUACCACGGCUUGAACGGCCCGGUGGAAGUGCGAUCCUUUGAGCACUACCACUAUGAAAGUUCGAGAAGAGCGGCAGACGCGGUCAGGAAGAUUGGAUUCCGGGACAUCCUCGAUAUGCAUUCGCCAUUCGAGCCGCCCAUCGGCUUCAACAAAAUGCAAUUCACAGUCGACUCGACCGGUCGACGCCAUUCAGCAUUUCGUGCAUACCUACCCGCAGACUUCGUCGCUGAGCAACCUAACCUGCACGUAUGCAUCAACGUACUGGCUACGAGGCUAGAGUUCUCGGAAGCAAGCGACGGGACGGUCAGCGCUGAGGGCGUAGAACUGGAAAGUCUCGAUGACCACGUCAUCAUCGGCACGACCUACAACUGCCCCAUAUCAGACUCACUCUACGCGAUGGUCAGGCAGCCAAUCACAUUUCUACGAGAGGCUUAUAACUAUCUCCGGCAUGGCACGGGGUGGUUCCUCUGCACCCUGGCCGAGUUCGAGAUCUUCGGCCUCUCGAGCGUGGUGGGGCCAAACGGGAAAGCCGCGCCAUUAUCUGAAGAGCAGCUAAACCCUUAUAACCCUGACAACCUGCCUGACUUUUGCGUUUUCCUCAGCCCCAUCGGCGACCCCAGCACUCCAGGAGUGGACACCACGCAAGGUAUCAUAACUCUGUGCGCUGGGCUUUUACUCUCCAAAUCCUUCGGCCACAUCCGCCUGCGGUCGACGGACCCGCGCGUGGAGCCCCUCUGCGACAUGCAAUACCUCGCCGCGCCAGAGGACCGCGUCGCCCUCCGCGCCGCUCUUCGCGUCACCAGCGCGAUCGCCCAGCAGCUGCGCGGCGAAGGCUACCCGAUCGAGCCCGUGCGCGUGCCGGACGUGUCGAGCGACGCCACGGUGGACGAGUACAUCGACGAGCACGUCGGGACGAUGUACCAUUACACGAGCACCUGCCGGAUGGCGCCCGAGGACGAUGUGCGGCCGGGCGUCGUGGACGACGAGCUGCGCGUGCAUGGGGUGCGGAAGCUGCGCGUUGCGGAUGCGAGUGUGCUACCUGAUGUGCCGGCGGCGCACCCGCUGGCCCUUGUGUAUGCACUGGCGGAGAAGUGCGCUGAUCUCAUGCGCCAGAGUGCUGAGUCGGUGGACCUUUAG
Molecule: messenger RNA, 1593 nt
Organism: Fomitopsis serialis
Lineage: Eukaryota; Fungi; Basidiomycota; Agaricomycetes; Polyporales; Fomitopsidaceae
Exons: 7
Coding region: 1-1593 (530 amino acids)
Molecular function (GO): oxidoreductase activity, acting on CH-OH group of donors; flavin adenine dinucleotide binding
Source: RefSeq, a predicted model, not a curated record